AUUUGUGACUGCUGCACUUUUUUUAUUUACUAUACAAUUAUUACAAUUUUCAACAGUCUUUAUUGUUUUACACAUGCAAACAAAUUAAAAAUGAAUCCAAAAACGGUUAAUUCCAUGCGAAAUCUGUGCAGAACGUGUAUGACCCGAUUUUCCAAAACACAAAGGGAAAGUGCCAUUAAUAAUAAGCAGAGCAUUCAUGAAGUACCAACUGGAUGCAAAGAAGAUGCCAGCUUAAUGGAACUACUUCAACUGGUACAGCCUCAAAUAAAAGUGGAAAUCAGUGACAAUCUUCCUACGCUAAUGUGUACAGAUUGUAUAAAGAAAUUAUUAAUGACCCAUGAAUUUAUAGAGAUGUACAAAAAUGUCGAUAAACAAUUCCGUAAUAUGUUGAAGCAAGUUGAAUCCACCAACAGUAAACGUAAUGUAAAGGCGUCAAAGGAAUCCAUAGAAAUUAUUGAGUUAAACGAUCAAACCGAAGAGGCGAUAGAAAAAGAAGAUAAUAUCUAUGAAUUAACCAAGUAUGAAAUAGAAGUUGAAGAAAUAAAUAUUGAAGAGCUGGAUAAAGAGGAAGUGAAUGUAAGUGAUUGGCCAGAAUUUGAUGAUGAACCGUUGCAUGACAUAUCAGAAGCUGAAGAUAAGGAAUAUUUCACGAAUCCCUAUAGUGAUGAAGAAUCGGAAGAAAAAGAGUUGUAUUUCACAAAUCCUUAUAGUGAUGCCAGUGAUAAUGAAUGGACACCUAAUGAAAAUUGCCAAAAGGGCACCACUACAAAGUCCAUUACGAAAAGACGAAAAUCGAACAAUGAUAUAAAUGAUGACACCACAAUAGAUAUUCCUUCUAAUAAAAAACCUAAAAAAAAGAUUUCGAAAAGAAGAGAUAAAAUUCCGGAACAAAUUCAGUUGCCUGUAGAAAAUAAAGACAGCAGUUUUCCAUGUCUGGAGUGUGAAACAGUUUUUGAUAAUGAACAACUUCGGCUAGAGCAUAUGCGAUUCCAUCGAAUCGGAAAAAUGUGUAAAAGAAAGUACACGAAGAAAUCAGACAAACCAUCAACAAAUCAAAUCAACCAUAUGGGCUAUGAAUGUAAUCUUUGUAGCAAAGUUUUUUCGAAAAACACAUCAUAUAAGAUUCACAUGCGUGUACAUACAGGUGAGGCACCGUACCUGUGCAUUGAGUGUGGAAAAGGUUUUAAAGUUCUGGGCAGUUUAAAUACACACAUGUUAAGACACAAAGGCGAGAAAAAUGUUCAAUGUCCACAUUGUCCAAAAAAGUUUGUGUGCUCAAGUGGUUUAUAUGGUCAUAUGAUGGUACAUACGAAAGAGAAGCCAUUUGUGUGUGAUAUUUGUGGGGCUGCCUUUCAUAUGGCUUAUAUGUUGAGAAAACAUAAUCUUUAUCAUAACGGUAUUAAAAACUAUCCAUGUGAAUAUUGUGAUAUGAGAUUUGUUACUGCAGAGAAAUGUCGUCGACAUAUGCGCACACACACGGGAGAAAAACCCUAUCGUUGCAAAUAUUGCGAGAGAGCUUUUGCUCAAAGUAAUGAUUGUAUUAAGCAUUUGCGACAACAUCUGGGCGAUAAUGUCUAUCAGUGUGAACUAUGCCCGCUAAGAUUUCCAUUGGCCAGAGAUUUGCGAGUACAUUUCGCCACUCAUAAAGAUGAUGAUGAAGAAACUCGUGCCCGUUAUCUACAGGCUCGGUUAGAUGAAGAGCAAAACUUGCGAGAUAAAUUGGGGGUUAAGGAAACUUGAACAAUAUAAUUAAUUUUAGUUUUUAAUGUAAUAUAAUUAAAAUGUGUGGAAAAAAAUUCGCCUAUCUUUCAAAAUAAAAGGAAAAUCUUUCUUUGUAAUUGAUAAUGAA
Calliphora vicina (urban bluebottle blowfly) is the source of this 1849-nucleotide messenger RNA. RefSeq names its product zinc finger protein 660-like. Lineage: Eukaryota; Metazoa; Arthropoda; Insecta; Diptera; Calliphoridae. Gene Ontology annotation, biological process: regulation of transcription by RNA polymerase II. The record is from RefSeq and is a predicted model, not a curated record. Gene Ontology annotation, cellular component: chromosome; nucleus. Bases 91 to 1740 code for a protein of 549 amino acids. Gene Ontology annotation, molecular function: zinc ion binding; chromatin insulator sequence binding. The transcript has 4 exons.